Molecule: messenger RNA, 3028 nt
Organism: Cololabis saira (Pacific saury)
Lineage: Eukaryota; Metazoa; Chordata; Actinopteri; Beloniformes; Belonidae
Product: electrogenic aspartate/glutamate antiporter SLC25A12, mitochondrial-like
Exons: 18
Coding region: 227-2269 (680 amino acids)
Biological process (GO): L-glutamate transmembrane transport; malate-aspartate shuttle; aspartate transmembrane transport
Molecular function (GO): L-glutamate transmembrane transporter activity; L-aspartate transmembrane transporter activity; calcium ion binding
Source: RefSeq, a predicted model, not a curated record
GGGUACAGCGUAGGGUAGUACAGCGUACGGUGCGCGUCACCGCGUACCGUACGCCGUAGGCUCUGCGUCGGUGUAACGCGGAACCAUAAUUCAGCCUUAAGAGCUGGCUCGUCCUGCGGGGAUAAAGUCACCUCGGCUGACCGCUGAAGUGACAUCUAUCACGGUCCCUCGUCUUUUUGUUUGCUAUCACACUCUCGCGUUUUGCUGGUCUAAAGCUGAACAUACAAUGGCAAGGGUUCAGUCCACCAAACGUGGGGACCCAAGUGAGCUGAAAGCCAUUUUCCAGAAGAAUGCCAGUGUAUUGGACAAGGAUGGAGAGAGGUUCAUGACCCCUGGAGACUUUGUUCAGAAGUAUUUGGGACUGCACACACAGAUCCACCACAACCCCAAAACUGUCCAACUCAUCGCAGCUGUAGCCGAUACCACAAAGGACGGGCUAAUCUCAUUCCAGGAGUUUCUUGCAUUCGAGUCGGUGUUGUGUGCACCAGAUACCCUCUUCAUAGUAGCCUUUCAGCUGUUUGACAAGAAUGGAAGUGGUGCCAUUUCCUUUGAGAAUGUGCAAGACAUCUUCAGCCAAACCACAGUGCACCACCACAUUCCUUUCAACUGGGACUGUGAGUUCAUCCGUCUGCAUUUUGGCCACGAUCGUAAGAAACAUCUCAGCUACCUUGAGUUCACUGAGUUCCUGCAGGAGCUGCAGUUGGAGCAUGCACGCCAGGCGUUUGCUCAAAAGGACAAGGGGAAGAAUGGUGUCAUCUCCGCCAUGGACUUCAGUGACAUUAUGGCUACGAUCAGGCACCACAUGCUCACACCUUUUGUGGAGGAAAACCUUGUCUCAGCUGCUGGUGGCAGCACCUCUCAUAUGGUCAGCUUCUCUUACUUCAAUGCAUUCAACUCCCUCCUGAACAACAUGGAGCUGAUCCGCAAGAUCUACAGCACGCUGGCCGGCACACGGAAAGACACACUCGUCACCAAAGAGGAGUUUGUUCAUGCUGCCAACAAGUUUGGUCAGAUCACUCCAAUGGAAAUUGACAUCUUGUACCAGUUAUCAGGGCUGCACUCUCCUUCUGGACGUUUGAACCUUGCUGACAUUGAAAGGAUAGCUCCACUAGAAGAGGGAUCUCUGCCCUACCAUCUUGCUGAAACUCAAAAGUCUCAAGGGGGUUCUAGGCCUGUGUAUCUCCAAAUUGCAGAGUCGGCCUACAGGUUCACCCUGGGCUCCAUUGCUGGAGCCACUGGAGCAACGGCAGUAUAUCCCAUCGACUUGGUGAAGACUCGCAUGCAGAACCAGAGGUCCACUGGGUCCUUUGUUGGAGAACUGAUGUACAAGAACAGCUUUGACUGUGCAAAGAAAGUCCUUCGCUAUGAAGGUUUCUUUGGUUUCUAUAGAGGUCUGGUUCCUCAGCUCAUUGGUGUGGCACCCGAGAAGGCUAUUAAACUCACAGUGAAUGACUUUGUAAGGGAUAAAUUCACCGAAAAAGACAACACAAUCCCUUUUUUCGCUGAAGUUAUGGCUGGUGGCUGUGCUGGAGGCUCUCAGGUGAUUUUUACCAACCCUCUGGAGAUUGUAAAGAUUCGCCUGCAAGUAGCGGGUGAAAUCACCACUGGGCCUCGAGUCAGUGCGCUCAGCGUGGUCCGUGACCUGGGCUUCUUCGGUCUCUACAAGGGUGCUAAAGCUUGUUUCUUAAGGGAUAUCCCUUUCUCAGCCAUCUAUUUUCCGGCAUACGCCCACCUUAAAGCUCAAUUUGCUGAUGAACAAGGUCAAAUAGGUCCUCUCCAGCUUCUCACUGCUGGAGCAAUUGCAGGUAUCCCUGCGGCCUCCCUCGUGACACCUGCUGAUGUCAUUAAGACACGUCUCCAAGUUGCAGCCAGAGCUGGACAGACCACCUACACAGGGGUCAUCGACUGCUUCAGGAAGAUUAUGCAAGAGGAAGGCUUCCGUGCGUUGUGGAAAGGAGCCGGAGCUCGCAUGUGCCGGUCUUCGCCUCAGUUUGGUGUGACACUUGUCACUUAUGAGCUUUUGCAGCGGUGGUUCUACGUUGACUUUGGAGGACAACGUCCUGCAGGAUCUGAGCGUACACCCAGAUCUCGCAUUUCGGAGCUUCCUCCUAUCAAUGCAGACCAUAUUGGAGGCUACCGUCUGGCUGCUGCUACUUUUGCAGGGGUGGAGAACAAAUUUGGCCUCCAUCUUCCCAAAUUCAAGUCAUCCGGUGUGGUUUCCAUACACCACCCAGAGCCCGUCUCGGCUGCACCCGUUCAGGCUCCGUAGAAGUUUACAUCUCCAUGUAUCUUCACCAUCCUCCACAACCAGGAGCCAGGCACUAAGACACUUAAAUGAAGCACACAGUAAAAAUGCACUCUGCACAUGAGGAGCCAUUAACUUAAAAAUAAAUGACCAGCCUGUUACUUUCUCCAGGGUGACGGUGUGCUCUCCGCUGUCGUAAGCCAUCUCCAGAGGCAGAGAGCUGCACACCACACAGCCCACAGCAACUGAAACAGAGUGCUAUUUAGUGUCUUCAGUGACUGUGUGCUCCUGGGCACUCCUAUCAUUUGUGUUGUUCUUUCUGCAUUUGUGUAAAACUGAACCUUGGGCACUCCUCUCUCAUGAGUAAAUGAUUUGUUUUCUGUCCAAUACUCCAGUAUGAAUAGGACUUAAUGUAUUGGACAGUGGUCAUAGGAAACGAUAGACUCAUCUGCACAGUGUGUGGGGCUUCACUGUCUGCAACUCCUCAUACAGGAGACUACAUGCUGUACAUAUUGUAUAACUGUACCGAGGAACACUCCCGUAACACUCCGCCUGCAUCAUUACACAGUAACUGUAAUGUCAUGGCAACGUGGGGCCUUUGGUCCUGGUCUCCAAAAAUCACUCUUACUGAUGUACAGAGUUUUUCAAUUGUGUUUUUCUUUUUUUCCUCAAUAUAAUAACAAUUAUGAGCAGAGAAUUAGGUAAUAAUAAAUUAAAUGUAUCUGGAUUAUGUCGUUAUGUCAUAUUUUAAUUAAAUAAAUCAUCCAUAGUGUUUUAAUUUUA